AUGCCAAGAGACAAAGCAGUGUGCGAUAUUUUAGAUGCUUCAUUUUAUAAAUCACCGUACCGUGACAGAAGGAAUGAUUUUACUCCACGGGAAUUAUCUCAAUGUCUAAAAGAAACGACCACUUUAUACAUCGGGAAUUUGUCUUUCUAUACUCGUGAAGAACAAAUCUGGGAACUAUUUAGCCGAGCCGGCGAAAUCAAGCGCGUUAUCAUGGGCUUACACAGAUUUGAUAAAACUCCAUGUGGGUUUUGUUUUGUGGAAUAUUGUACACGAGACGGUGCGGAAAUGGCCAUGAGAUACAUUAACAAAACCCGAUUAGAUGAUCGAAUAAUUCGCACAGACUGGGAUGCGGGUUUCGAGGAAGGAAGACAGUAUGGCCGGGGAAGAAGUGGUGGACAGGUACGGGAUGAAUUCCGCAAAGAUUAUGAUGCCGAACGAGGUGGUUAUGGGAAGUUGGCUCAACGAGAAGGAGAAUAG
Messenger RNA from Schistosoma guineensis, 477 nucleotides. NCBI's taxonomy places the organism in Eukaryota, Metazoa, Platyhelminthes, Trematoda, Strigeidida, Schistosomatidae. The record is from the annotation of a GenBank genome assembly.